AUGGAGUGUAACAGUACUAAUGGCAGCUCAGGGUCAGAGACCUGCCACAGAAUGUCUGUAUUCAGUGUCCUCAUUUUAACUCUACUGGCUAUGCUGGUUAUUGCUACCUUCCUAUGGAAUGUACUAGUGCUGGUGACCAUACUGAGGGUCAGGACUUUCCAUCGGGUUCCUCAUAAUUUGGUGGCAUCUAUGGCAAUAUCAGAUGUCAUGGUGGCUGCCCUAGUGAUGCCUCUAAGCUUGGUCCAUGAGCUGAACAAUCGGCAUUGGAGACUGGGUAGAGUGCUCUGCCAGAUCUGGAUCUCCUUUGAUGUACUCUGCUGUACAGCCAGCAUCUGGAAUGUAACAGCCAUUGCCUUGGACAGGUACUGGUCUAUCACAAGACAUUUGGAAUAUACCUUGAAGACUAGAAAAAGGAUAUCUAACAUCAUGAUCUUGCUGACUUGGCUUUUAUCUGCAGUCAUCUCUCUGUCUCCUCUUUUUGGAUGGGGAGAAACCUAUUCAGAAAUUACUGAGAAAUGUCAGGUUAGCCAAGCACCUUCCUAUACAAUCUUUUCCACCUUUGGAGCAUUUUACCUUCCACUUUGUGUGGUUCUGUUUGUCUACUGGAAAAUCUACAAAGCUGCUAAAUUCAGAAUUGGAUCAAAAAAGACAAAUACAAUCACCCCAAUGCCAGAAGUGAUUGAGGUCAAAGAAGCAUCUCACCAGCCUCAAAUGGUCUUCACAGUCCGUCACGCCACUGUCACUUUCCAGACAGAUGGAGACACAUGGAGGGAACAGAAGGAGAAAAGGGCAGCGCUUAUGGUGGGCAUUCUCAUAGGGGUCUUUGUUCUUUGCUGGAUUCCGUUCUUUAUUACUGAACUGAUUAACCCCCUGUGUUCCUGUGACAUACCUCCCAUAUGGAAAAGUAUAUUUUUAUGGCUGGGCUACUCAAAUUCAUUCUUCAAUCCUUUGAUCUAUACAGCCUUUAACAAAAACUACAAUAAUGCUUUCAGAAAUCUCUUCUCCAGGCAGCGGUGA
Bufo bufo (common toad) is the source of this 1017-nucleotide messenger RNA. RefSeq names its product 5-hydroxytryptamine receptor 5A (gene HTR5A). The transcript is spliced from 2 exons. The record is from RefSeq and is a predicted model, not a curated record. Gene Ontology annotation, cellular component: plasma membrane. Gene Ontology annotation, biological process: adenylate cyclase-activating adrenergic receptor signaling pathway. Gene Ontology annotation, molecular function: G protein-coupled serotonin receptor activity. Lineage: Eukaryota; Metazoa; Chordata; Amphibia; Anura; Bufonidae. The coding region runs from base 1 to 1017 and encodes 338 amino acids.